Molecule: messenger RNA, 411 nt
Organism: Vitis riparia (riverbank grape)
Lineage: Eukaryota; Viridiplantae; Streptophyta; Magnoliopsida; Vitales; Vitaceae
Exons: 4
Coding region: 1-411 (136 amino acids)
Biological process (GO): positive regulation of DNA-templated transcription
Cellular component (GO): nucleus
Molecular function (GO): transcription coactivator activity
Source: RefSeq, a predicted model, not a curated record
AUGAGUGGCCGACUCUGGAUUCAUGCUGCUAGUAAGGUCCCAGAUUCAGACACAAUCAAAGCAAUGGAGAAUUUCUACAGGGAGAUCUAUGCUGUGAAUGGGAUAACAGACCUCAAGUUUCCAGAACAUUACCCAGUUUCAAGACUUUUUUCUGUAUGGCAUGCUACAAUAAAUCCAACAAACUCUAUUCUUGCCACAGGUUGUGUUGAAGUAGUUGGUUGUGUUAAAUGUGAAGAGCUGGCGUGCUGGAAGGAGAUAUAUGAGACAGCAGUUAGGGGUCUUCGUCCUGUUCAAGCUCCGUUACCUGUCAAGUUUCUGCUUCCAGAACCACAAGAUCCUCUCUCUUUGAAACCAGGAUCACUUGUUUCUUGCUUUGAUGGCUUUAAAGCUGCUGAAGACAAGAAACUAUAA